AUGGAAGUAUCUCCUCCUAGCAGGCAAGUGGUCUUGUUCUUUAUUUCUCUAUGUAGCUCUGGUAUGUUGUGUGAACCGUUCCGCUAUUCAGUGCCUGAGGAGAAGAAAGCUGGAUCAAUAGUAGCAAAUGUGCUAAAAGAUUUGAAGGUAGAUGUGAAGGAGCUCUCUGCUCGCAGAGCACAGUUGAUUUCUAAGAGUUCCAGGCAGGAUUUCCAGCUGGAUCCUCACUCUGGGAAUAUAAUAUUAAGGGAUAAAAUUGACCGAGAAGCUUUGUGUGGUCUGACUGAUCUUUGCACUCUAUUCUCUGAAAUUUUGCUGGAAAAUCCUUUGCAAGUGUUCACAAUUGAAGUUCAAGUAGAAGAUGUCAAUGAUAAUUCCCCUACAUUCUCUCAGAAUCAAUUCCUUUUUGAAAUACCUGAACAGACUCCCAUAAAUGCACGUUUCCCUUUGGAGAAAGCACAAGAUUUAGAUAAAGGAAAAAAUGCUAUCCAAAACUAUAUACUUAGCACAAAUGAAUAUUUUAAGCUGAAUGUACAAAGUCAAAACGAUGGCAGCAAAUAUGCAGAACUGCUUUUGGUAAAACCAUUAGACCGCGAGGUGAUCCCUCAGUUUAUCCUCACUCUGGAAGCUGUGGAUGGAGGGAUCCCAAGGAGAACUGGCACAGCACAGAUAAUUAUUGAAAUUCUGGAUAACAAUGAUAACGUGCCCCAAUGUGAACAAGAAAUCUAUAAAGUGCAGUUGAUGGAAAGUAGUCAUCAAGGUUCAUUGGUUGCUAAAGUUGAAGCCACUGACAAAGAUAUUGGAUCCAAUGCUCGCAUCAUUUACACUUUUAGCCAAGCACUAGCAGAUGUGCUUCGAUCAUUCAGCUUAAACAAUCAUACUGGGGAAAUUACGCUUAUAGGGAAAAUUGAUUAUGAAGAAAACCAUAAUUAUGAACUCAACAUAAAAGCCACAGAUGGAGGAGGACUCUCCACUUACUGUAAAGUUCUUGUUGACAUUGAAGAUGAGAAUGACAAUGCCCCAGAAAUAGUUUUAUCAUCCAUCACUAAUCCUUUACCAGAGAAUUCUCCCCCAGAAACGCUGGUGGUACUUUUUGGCAUCAGAGAUCAAGACUCUGGAGACAAUGGCAGAACUACCUGCAACACUGACAAAAACCUGCCUUUUAUAUUAAAACUGACUGAGAACAAUUAUUACCAGCUUGUGACUCAACAGCCACUGGACAGAGAACAAAUGUCACAAUAUAACAUCACCAUCACAGCCACUGACCAAGGUUCUCCCAGACUCACUUCAAUGACAGUUAUUAGCAUUCAACUUUCAGACGUCAAUGAUAACCCUCCAAUGUUUGAAAGAUCUUUCUACAAUUUGCACUUGAGAGAAAACAACAUUCCAGGACUGCUCAUUGGAUCAGUCCACGCUGUGGAUGUGGACACAGAACAAAAUGCCAAAUUGACCUAUUGGCUUUUGCCUGGGAAAAUCAGGGAUGUCCCCGCAUCAUCUUACAUCUCCAUCAACUCCGAAACCGGGAACCUGUAUGCCAUCCGAUCUGUGGAUUAUGAGGAUAUACAAGAUUUCCAGGUGAUGGUGAGGGCUGUAGACAAGGGCUCGCCUCCACUGAGCUCAGAAAUCAUGGUCCGAGUUCUUAUCAGAGAUGAAAAUGACAACGCCCCCUUCGUCCUCUGCCCCCUUCAGAACAGCACUUCUCCAUCAAAGGAGCUGGUUCCCAGGGGAGCAGAGACAGGCUACCUGGUCACCAAAGUGGUGGCAACGGACAGGGAUUCAGGGCAGAAUUCUUGGCUUUCCUAUCAAUUGCUGAAGGCCACAGAUCCGAGUCUCUUCGCUGUUGGGACUCAGAAUGGGGAAGUGAAAACCAUGAGGCCGGUGAACAUCCGAGACAGUUUCAAACACACUCUUAUUGUGGCAGUUAGGGAUAACGGGCAUCCGCCUCAGUCUGUCUCUGCGACCCUAAGAAUUCUUCUAGUGGACGGCUUCUCUGAUUCGUACAUGAAAAUUAUGGAUAAUCCUAAGAGUGAAGUCCCGCAGGAGGAAGAUCAUACUCUAACCAUGUAUUUGAUUAUCUGCUUGGUUGCCAUCUCAUCCAUUUUUCUGCUUUCUGUCAUGGUGUUUAUUGCCACCAAGUUUCAGAAGCGAAGGAAGUUCACAGGAAGUUCUCAUUCUGCAUCUAAUUUCCCCGUGGGACCAAGUUCACAAGACAAGUGUGUGGAUCCUAAUACUGGGACACCUUCCCAGGCCUUCAGCUAUGAGGUAUGCUUAGCUGAUGGAUCUCUGAGCAGUGAGUUCAAGUUCCUUAGGCCUUUCUUUCCUGUUUUUACUAUGGAGCAUCGAAAAACUCUGCUGAAUCCACAGAUUAGAAAUGAUUGCUGUGAUCUUCCUAAUCAAUUGGAGGAAAGAGAGGAUAUAUCCCAGGACCAAUUCAAGGUGUUGGUAGUCCUUCAUGGCAUGGGUCCAGGCUAUCUGAGGGACCGUCUUAUCCCAGUGGGAUUGGCCCAUUCCACCCGUGCCAGCAGAGGAGGCAUGCUGCAAGCCCCGUCAGCCCGAUUGUUCCAGCUAGUAGGUUCCAGGAGAAGGGCCCUUUCUGCUGUUGCAUCUGUCUUCUGCAACAUCUUGCCCCCUGGUGUGAGAGUAAUGUGUGCUUCAAUUCGCUUUUCUGUCCCUGAAGAAAAGAAAAAGGGGUUUCUGGUGGCUAAUGUGCUCAAGGAAUUGAAACUGGAAGCAGGGGAGCUCUCAACCCGCAAAGCACAUUUAGUUGCUGAGGGCACUCAGGAAUACUUCCACCUUGAUAUUCAGACUGGGAAUCUGUUGAUUAAGGAUAACAUAGACAGAGAAGCUUUAUGUGGCCAGAAUGAUCCUUGUGUACUUCUAUCUCAGCUUGUUUUGGAAAACCCCUUAGAUAUCUUUAAUAUUGAAAUCAAGAUAGAAGAUGUGAAUGACAAUGCCCCCAAAUUUUGGAAAAACAAUGUGGAGAUAGACAUUCCUGAAAAUAUUCCUAUAAGUAUGAUAUUUCCCUUGGAAUUAGCCCAGGAUGAUGACUUAGGAGAUAAUAGCAUCCAAAAUUAUAUUCUCAGUCCCAAUGAGCAUUUUCAGCUUGAAGUACAUAAGAAUGAAGAUGAAAAUGAUAAUAUAUAUCUUGUUUUGAAGAAAACAUUAGAUAGGGAGGAGAUGCCAUACCUUGGAUUGACUCUAAUGGCUAUUGAUGGAGGAGCUCCAAAGAAAACCGGUACAGUUCAAAUUAAUAUUAAUGUUCUGGAUAAUAAUGAUAACUUUCCUCUGUUUAGCAAGUCUGAAUAUAAGGCAAGAAUAAAGGAGAAUCUCCCUCAGGGCACUCUUGUAGUUAAGGUGGAAGCCACAGAUCUGGAUUUGGGUUCAAAUGCACAGAUCCUCUACUCAUUCCAUCAAGUGCCAGAAAGAAUAAUCAAUUUGUUCAAUUUAAAUGAAAGAACAGGAGAAAUCACUGUUUGGGGUCAGAUUGACUAUGAAAAAGAAAAGAGUUACAGCAUGAACAUCAGAGCAACAGAUGGAGGGGGUCUUCCAGAUCACUGCAAAUUACUAAUAGAGGUUGAAGAUGUGAAUGACAACCCCCCAGAAGUGUCCAUCAUAUCUCUGACCAGCUUCUUAAAAGAGGACUCUCCCCCAGACACAGUAGUGGCCGUCUUCGGUGUUAGAGAUCAAGACUCUGGAGACAACAGCAAAACGGUCUGCUCCGUGGAGAUGAAUCUCCCUUUUGUGCUCAAAGGCACCACAAACAACUUUUAUCAGCUUGUGCUCCAAAGUCCCCUAGACAGAGAGACGGUCACUGAGUAUAACAUCACCAUCACAGCCAUUGACUGCGGCUCUCCUAGGCUCACUUCAACAAGACUGAUUAAUGUUCAGAUCUCCGAUGUCAAUGAUAACCCUCCUCUUUUUGAAAAGCCUUUAUAUGACAUGCAGAUCCGGGAGAAUCAUAUUCCAGGCUUGCUCAUCGGCUCAGUCCACGCUGUGGAUCUGGACACAAACCUGAAUGCUAAAGUGACUUACUCAGUUCUGCCUGGGAAGGGUGAUGGCCUUUUGCCCACUUUCAUUUCAAUCAACUCUGAAACUGGAAACCUGUAUGCCCUCCGAUCCCUGGACUAUGAGCAGAUAAGAGGCUUCAGAGUUACUGUGAGGGCCUCUGAUGGUGGUUCUCCUUCCCUGAGCUCACAAGUGAUUGUCCGCAUCNGGCUUUCCUAUGAAUUGCUGAAGGCCACGGACCCAGCCCUUUUCAGCAUAGGAGCGCAGAAUGGGGAAGUGAAAACCAGGAGAGCCCUGAAUGAGCGAGACACAAACAAGCAGAGGCUGGUGAUUCUGGUCAGAGACAACGGUCUUCCUCCCCAGACCAGCACGGCGUUGCUUAAUGUCCUUCUUGUGGAUGGCUUUUCAGAUCCCUUCCUGAGGAGGGUGGAUGUCAGUGUGCAAGAACCGGAAGAAGAUAAAACCUUGACCAAGUAUUUGGUGAUCUGCUUGGCUGCUGUCUCCUUUGUGUUCCUGGUCUGUAUUGUUGUGUUUGUUGUGGUCAAAAUCCUCAAGAAGGACCGCCAAAGCCAUUUUACUGCAGCUGUUCCUCACUUCCCACCUGCCAGUGCUGAUGCCCCAGAGAACUGUGCUGAUUCACAGAAUGGGUCGCUUUCCAGGACUUACCGUUAUGAUGUUUGUUUGACUGGUGGAUCCUUAAGUAGCGAGUUCCGAUUUCUCAGGCCUCUCUUUCCUGUCCUGUCCUGUCCUGGGGGAGAUGUUAACAUCCCAGGCAACCACUGGACUUCUUCUGGCCCUGAAGAUUUAUCCAAGCAGGUUGCAGUUAAUGGGAGAACGAAAGAGGAGCUGCUUUACGAAGAGUCAUAUUCCCAGAGAAAGGCUGAGAAAAUGGAAGUAUCUCCUCCUAGCAGGCAAGUGGUCUUGUUUUUUAUUUCUCUAUGUAGCUCUGGUAUGUUGUGUGAACCGUUCCGCUAUUCAGUGCCUGAGGAGAAGAAAGCUGGAUCAAUAGUAGCAAAUGUGCUAAAAGAUUUGAAGGUAGAUGUGAAGGAGCUCUCUGCUCGCAGAGCACAGUUGAUUUCUAAGAGUUCCAGGCAGGAUUUCCAGCUGGAUCCUCACUCUGGGAAUAUAAUAUUAAGGGAUAAAAUUGACCGAGAAGCUUUGUGUGGUCUGACUGAUCUUUGCACUCUAUUCUCUGAAAUUUUGCUGGAAAAUCCUUUGCAAGUGUUCACAAUUGAAGUUCAAGUAGAAGAUGUCAAUGAUAAUUCCCCUACAUUCUCUCAGAAUCAAUUCCUUUUUGAAAUACCUGAACAGACCCCCAUAAAUGUGCAUUUCCCUUUGGAGACAGCCCAUGAUUUAGACAAAGGGGAAAAUGCUAUCCAGAACUACAUAAUAAACACAAGUGAAUAUUUUAAGCUGGAUGUGCAAAGUCAAAACGAUGGCAGCAAAUAUGCAGAACUGCUUUUGGCAAAACCAUUAGACCGCGAGGUGAUCCCUCAGUUUAUCUUCACUCUGGAAGCUGUGGAUGGAGGGAUCCCAAGGAGGACUGGCACAGCACAGAUAAUUAUUGAUAUUCUGGAUACAAAUGAUAAUGUGCCCCAAUUUGAACAAGCAGUCUAUAAAGUGCAGUUGAUGGAAAGUAGUCAUCCAGGCUCAUUGGUUGCUAAAGUUGAAGCCACCGACAAAGAUAUUGGAUCCAAUGCUCGCAUCAUUUACACUUUUAGCCAAGCACCAGCAGAUGUGCUUCGAUCAUUCAGCUUAAACAACCAUACUGGGGAAAUUACGCUUGUACGGAAAAUUGAUUAUGAAAUAAACAGUAAAUAUCAACUCAGUAUCAAAGCCACAGAUGGAGGAGGACUCUCCACUUACUGUAAAGUUCUUGUUGACAUUGAAGAUGAGAAUGACAAUGCCCCAGAAAUAGUUGUAUCAUCCAUCACUAAUCCUUUACCAGAGAAUUCUUCCCCGGAAACGCUGGUGGUACUUUUUGGCAUCAGAGAUCAAGACUCUGGAGACAAUGGCAGAACUACCUGCAACACUGAUAAAAACCUGCCUUUUAUAUUAAAACUGACUGAGAACAAUUAUUACCAGCUUGUGACUCAACAGCCACUGGACAGAGAACAAAUGUCACAAUAUAACAUCACCAUCACAGCCACUGACCAAGGUUCUCCCAGACUCACUUCAAUGACAGUUAUUAGCAUUCAACUUUCAGACGUCAAUGAUAACCCUCCAAUGUUUGAAAGAUCUUUCUACGAUUUGCACUUGAGAGAAAACAACAUUCCAGGACUGCUCAUUGGAUCAGUCCAUGCUGUGGAUGUGGACAUAGAACAAAAUGCCAAACUGACCUAUUGGCUUUUGCCUGGGAAAAUCAGGGAUAUCCCCGCAUCAUCUUACAUCUCCAUCAACUCCGAAACCGGGAACCUGUAUGCCAUCCGAUCUGUGGAUUAUGAGGAUAUACAAGAUUUCCAGGUGAUGGUGAGGGCUGUAGACAAGGGCUCGCCUCCACUGAGCUCAGAAACCAUGGUCCGAGUUCUCAUCAGAGAUGAGAAUGACAACGCCCCCUUCGUCCUCUGCCCCCUUCAGAACAGCACCUCUCCAUCAAAGGAGCUGGUUCCCAGGGGAGCAGAGACAGGCUACCUGGUCACCAAAGUGGUGGCAACGGACAGGGAUUCAGGGCAGAAUUCUUGGCUUUCCUAUCAAUUGCUGAAGGCCACAGAUCCGAGUCUCUUCGCUGUUGGGACUCAGAAUGGGGAAGUGAAAACCAUGAGGCCGGUGAACAACCGAGACAGUUUCAAACACACUCUUAUUGUGGCAGUUAGGGAUAAUGGGCAUCCACCUCAGUCUGUCUCUGCGACCCUAAGAAUUCUUCUAGUGGACGGCUUUUCUGAUCCGUACAUGAAAAUUAUGGAUAAUCCUAAGGGUGAAGUCCCGCAGGAGGAAGAUCAUACUCUAACCAUGUAUUUGAUUAUUUGCUUGGUUGCCAUCUCAUCCAUUUUUCUGCUUUCUGUCAUGGUGUUUAUUGCCACCAAGUUUCAGAAGCGAAGGAAGUUCACAGGAAGUUCUCAUUCUGCAUCUAAUUUCCCCGUGGGACCAAGUUCACAAGACAAGUGUGUGGAUCCUAAUACUGGAACACCUUCCCAGGCCUUCAGCUAUGAGGUAUGCUUAGCUGAUGGAUCUCUGAGCAGUGAGUUCAAGUUCCUUAGGCCUUUCUUUCCUGUUUUUACUAUGGAGCAUCGAAAAACUCUGCUGAAUCCACAGAUUAGAAAUGAUUGCCGUGAUCUUCCUAACCAAUUGGAGGAACGAGAGGAUAUAUCCCAGAACAUUAGGCCUUUCUUUCCUGUUUUUACUAUGGAGCAUCGAAAAACUCUGCUGAAUCCACAGAUUAGAAAUGAUUGCCGUGAUCUUCCUAACCAAUUGGAGGAACGAGAGGAUAUAUCCCAGACACCCAGAAAGGAAUGUAACAAACAAUUGCUUUUCUGAAACAGUAAGGAAUACUUCCACCUUGAUAUUCAGACAGGGAAUCUGUUGAUUAAGGAUAACAUAGACAGAGAAGCUUUAUGUGGCCAGAAUGAUCCUUGUGUACUUCUAUCUCAGCUUGUUUUGGAAAACCCCUUAGAUAUCUUUAAUAUUGAAAUCAAGAUAGAAGAUGUGAAUGACAAUGCUCCCAAAUUUUGGAAAAACAAUGUGGAGAUAGACAUUCUUGAGACUGUUCCUAAAAGUACAACAUUCCCCUUGGAACCUGCCCAAGAUGAUGACUUAGGAGAUAAUAGCAUCCAAAAUUAUACUCUUAAUCCCAAUGAGCAUUUUCAGCUCGAAGUACAUAAGAAUGAAGAUGAAAAUGAUAAUAUAUAUCUUGUUUUGAAGGAAACAUUAGAUAGGGAGGAGAUGCCAUACCUUGGAUUGACUCUAAUGGCUAUUGAUGGAGGAGUUCCAAAGAAAACCGGCACAGUUCAAAUUAAUAUUAAUGUUCUGGAUAAUAAUGAUAACUUUCCUCUGUUUAGCAAGUCUGAAUAUAAGGCAAGAGUAAAGGAGAAUCUGCCUCAGGGCACUCUUGUGGUUAAGGUGGAAGCCACAGAUCUGGAUUUGGGUUCAAAUGCACAGAUCCUGUACUCAUUCCAUCAAGUGCCAGAAAGAAUAAACAAUUUGUUCAAUUUAAAUGAAAGAACAGGAGAAAUCACUGUUUGGGGUCAGAUUGACUAUGAAAAAGAAAAGAGUUACAGCAUGAACAUCAGAGCAACAGAUGGAGGGGGUCUUUCAGGGCACUGCAAGGCACUGAUUGAGGUUGAAGAUGUGAAUGACAACCCCCCAGAAGUGUCCAUCAUAUCUCUGACCAGCAUCUUAAAAGAGGACUCUCCCCCAGACACAGUGGUGGCUGUCUUCAGUGUUAGAGACCAAGACUCUGGAGACAACAGUAAAACGGUCUGCUCUGUGGAUGUGAACAUCCCUUUUGUCCUCAAAGGCACCACAAACAACUUUUAUCAGCUUGUGCUCCAAAGUCCCCUGGACAGAGAGACGGUCACUGAGUACAACAUCACCAUCACAGCCAUUGACUGCGGCUCUCCUAGGCUCACUUCAACAAGACUGAUUAAUGUUCAGAUCUCUGACAUCAAUGAUAACCCUCCUCUUUUUGAAAAGCCUUCAUAUGACAUGCAGAUCCGGGAGAAUCAUAUUCCAGGCUUGUUCAUCGGCUCAAUCCACGCUGUGGAUCUGGACAUAAAGCUGAAUGCUAAAGUGACUUACUCAGUUCUGCCUGGGAAAGGUGAUGGCCUUUUGCCCUCUUUCAUUUCAAUCAACUCUGAAACUGGAAACCUGUAUGCCCUCCGAUCCCUGGACUAUGAGCAGAUAAGAGGCUUCAGAGUUACUGUGAGGGCCUCUGAUGGUGGUUCUCCUUCCCUGAGCUCAGAAGUGAUUGUCCGCAUCCACAUCAUAGAUGAAAACGACAACGUUCCCUUCUUCCUGUAUCCCCUCCAGAACAACACAUCCCCAUGCAAUGAGCUGGUUCCCAAGUCAGCCGAGGCCGGCUAUCUGGUCACCAAGGUGGUUGCAGUGGAUGCAGAUUCUGGCCAAAACUCUUGGCUUUCCUAUGAAUUGUUGAAGGCCACGGACCCAGCCCUUUUCAGCAUAGGAGCGCAGAAUGGGGAAGUGAAAACCAGGAGAGCCCUGAAUGAGCGAGACACAAACAAGCAGAGGCUGGUGAUACUGGUCAGAGACAACGGUCUUCCUCCCCAGACCAGCACGGAAGAGACUGGAAUCAUGGAGAAUUGCUUUUGGAAAAGACAAGGUCUGUAUGUCCUUCUCUCUUUCUCAUUCCUUAGAGUAAUGUGUGCUUCAAUUCGCUUUUCUGUCCCUGAAGAAAAGAAAAAGGGGUUUCUGGUGAGUAAUGUACUCAAAAAAUUGAAACUGGAAGCAGGGGAGCUCUCAGCCCGCAAAGCACAUUUAGCUGCUGAGGGCACUCAGGAAUACUUCCACCUUGAUAUUCAGACUGGGGAUCUGUUGAUUAAGGACAACAUAGACAGAGAAGCUUUAUGUGGCCAGAAUGAUCCUUGUGUACUUCUAUCUCAGCUUGUUUUGGGAAACCCCUUAGAUAUCUUUAAUAUUGAAAUCAAGAUAGAAGAUGUGAAUGACAAUGCCCCCAAAUUUUGGAAAAAUGAAGUGGUGCUGGACAUUCUUGAGACUGUUCCUAAAAGUACAACAUUCCCCUUGGAACCUGCCCAAGAUGAAGACUUGGGAGACAAUAGCAUCCAAAAUUAUACUCUUAAUCUCAAUGAGCAUUUUCAGCUUGAAGUACACAAGAAUGAAGAUAGAAAAGACAACGUAUAUCUUGUUUUGAAGAAAACAUUAGAUAGGGAGAGGAUGGCACACCUUGGAUUGACUCUAAUGGCUAUUGAUGGAGGAGUUCCAAAGAAAACAGGCACAGUUCAAAUUAAUAUUAAUGUGCUGGAUAGUAAUGAUAACUUUCCUCUGUUUAGCAAGUCUGAAUAUAAGGCAAGAGUAAAGGAGAAUCUCCCUCAGGGCACUCUUGUGGUUAAAGUGGAAGCCACAGAUCUGGAUUUGGGUUCAAAUGCACAGAUCCUCUACUCAUUCCAUCAAGUGCCGGAAAGAAUAAACAAUUUGUUCUAUUUAAAUGAAAGAACUGGAAAAAUCACUGUUUGUGGUCAGAUAGAUUAUGAAAAAGAAAAGAGUUACAGCAUGAACAUCAGAGCAACAGAUGGAGGGGGUCUUUCAGGGCAUUGCAACGUAGUGAUAGAAAUUGAAGAUGUGAAUGACAACCCCCCAGAAGUGUCCAUCAUAUCUCUGGCCAACACUUUAAAGGAAGACUCUCCCCCAGACACAGUAGUGGCUGUCUUCAGUGUUAGAGAUCAAGACUCUGGAGACAACAGCAAAACGGUCUGCUCCGUGGAGAUGAAUCUCCCUUUUGUGCUCAAAGGCACCACAAACAACUUUUAUCAGCUUGUGCUCCAAAGUCCCCUAGACAGAGAGACGGUCACUGAGUACAACAUCACCAUCACAGCCAUUGACUGCGGCUCUCCUAGGCUCACUUCAACAAGACUGAUUAAUGUUCAGAUCUCCGAUGUCAAUGACAACCCUCCUCUUUUUGAAAAGUCUUCAUUUGACAUGCAGAUCCGGGAGAAUCAUAUUCCAGGUUUGCUCAUUGGCUCAGUCCACGCUGUGGAUCUGGACACAAAGCAGAAUGCAAAAGUGACUUACUCAGUUCUGCCUGGGAAGGGUGAUGGCCUUUUGCCAACUUUCAUUUCAAUCAACUCUGAAACUGGAAACCUGCAUGCCCUCCGAUCCCUGGACUAUGAGCAGAUAAGAGGCUUCAGAGUUACUGUGAGGGCCUCUGAUGGUGGUUCUCCUUCCCUGAGCUCAGAAGUGAUUGUCCGCAUCCACAUCAUAGAUGAAAAUGACAACGCUCCCUUCUUCCUGUAUCCCCUCCAGAACAACACAUCCCCAUGCAAUGAGCUGGUUCCUAAGUCAGCUGAGGCCGGCUAUCUGGUCACCAAGGUGGUUGCAGUGGAUGCAGAUUCUGGCCAAAACUCUUGGCUUUCCUAUGAAUUGCUGAAGGCCACGGACCCAGCCCUUUUCAGCAUAGGAGCGCAGAAUGGGGAAGUGAAAACCAGGAGAGCCCUGAAUGAGCGAGACACAAACAAGCAGAGGCUGGUGAUUCUGGUAAGAGACAACGGUCUUCCUCCCCAGACCAGCACGGCGUUGCUUAAUGUCCUUCUUGUGGAUGGCUUUUCGGAUCCCUUCCUGAGGAGGGUGGAUGUCAGUGUGCAAGAACCGGAAGAAGACAAAACCUUGACCAAGUAUUUGGUGAUCUGCUUGGCUGCUGUCUCCUUUGUGUUCCUGGUCUGUAUUGUUGUGUUUGUUGUGGUCAAAAUCCUCAAGAAGGACCCCCAAAACCAUUUUACUGCAGCUGUUCCUCACUUCCCACCCGCCAGUGCUGAUGCCCAAGAGAACUGUGCAGAUUCACAGAAUGGGUCACUUCCCAGGACUUACCAUUAUGAUGUUUGUUUGACUGGUGGAUCUUUAAGUAGCGAGUUCCGAUUUCUCAGGCCCCUCUUUCCUGUCUUUUCGGUGGGAGAUGUAAACGUCCUAGGCAACCACUGGACUUCUUCUAGCCCUGAAGAUUUAUCUAAGCAGGUUGCAGUUAAUGGCACAACGAAAGAGCUCCAGAUUGUUACAGCUGCAUCUCAGGGCCAGUUGUUCAUCCUCCUUUCUAUAUGCAGAUUCAUCACCAUCUCAAACGAGACCAAUGACCAUUGUAUCAUGUGGAAACUUCAGAACUUUAACAGAGGGUUCCCUUGA
Protobothrops mucrosquamatus (brown spotted pit viper) is the source of this 11808-nucleotide messenger RNA. Its product is annotated as protocadherin Fat 4. Gene Ontology annotation, molecular function: calcium ion binding. Gene Ontology annotation, biological process: homophilic cell-cell adhesion. NCBI's taxonomy places the organism in Eukaryota, Metazoa, Chordata, Lepidosauria, Squamata, Viperidae. Gene Ontology annotation, cellular component: plasma membrane. The record is from RefSeq and is a predicted model, not a curated record. The transcript is spliced from 9 exons.